AUGAUUUCUUCCCAGUCGCAAAGCUUAGAAGACCAUCCAGUAGAUGUAUACCACAUCAUGAAAGUGUUUCGUCAAGCUUUCAUAGCAGUGGUAGAUUCCGGCGAUUCCUGGCUAACUUGCCAUUUUUGUAUCACAAUUGAGAGGGCUCCACCCAUUAUAAUAAGCCAUGGAACGCUUGACUUUGAAAUAGUUCGUCAACUAUUUCUUUGUGGGACUGAGGUCGUGAUCGAGGUGGACAAUCUUUCUCCAAGCUAUGAGAUAGAAGAAAUAAUUAAUGAGAUAUGCGAAACCGACGAUCUUCCUACAGUCUUGACCCGUUACAAUUCUAUCCUAAGAUCUGCAGACUGUCUUCUUUGGCAAGUUCCACCGUUGAUUAGACUGGACGCAUCCGCACUAAGGAGUGAAGAAGAAAGGGCAGAUAACCAAAAGCCAGAAAACAACAGCGUACCAAGUUUUCUGCUGGAAACGCAACAUAUAAGCAACCUCUGGCUGAACCGGACACGGAAAAGAAGGCAUCAGUUUUGCAAACUUUUUCAAAAAAAAAAAGUUCUUUUCUUGCAUUUCAGGCAAGACGGUGAUCGCAAAAAUGACAUUCUCUCGGAAACGGUCAGAACCUUACUAAGAACGCUUUCAAAAGUAACCACAAUCCCUACAAGGCAACGAAAGUCCAGCUCUCAUGAAGAAAAUCGAACAGUUCGAAAGAAAAGGCGAAGGAAAAAGAUGGAAAAUAUGAUAACCAGGGACUAUAUGUCGGACUCUGGAGAAAAGACCACUCACAAGCCCGCACACUGCCGGAGUCUCAGUGAUUUCCAUACCUCACCAAUGUAA
This is a messenger RNA of Cylicocyclus nassatus, 828 nucleotides long. The record is from the annotation of a GenBank genome assembly. Lineage: Eukaryota; Metazoa; Nematoda; Chromadorea; Rhabditida; Strongylidae.